Messenger RNA from Porites lobata, 735 nucleotides. The record is from the annotation of a GenBank genome assembly. Lineage: Eukaryota; Metazoa; Cnidaria; Anthozoa; Scleractinia; Poritidae.
AUGUGCCAGAAAAUAGUAGGAUAUGACGCCAACGCGCUCUAUCUCUGGGCUAUCAUGCAAAACAUGCCCAGCGGAUCUUUUACGAGACGACGCGAAGAAACCAACUUCAAAAAAGAAAGCUCCACCAAGAUGGCCACCGAGUGGUUAGAGUGGAAGGCACAUGAGGGAGGAAUUUUUAUACGCCACCAAAUGAACAAUACAGAAAAACGCAUAGGUGAAAGAAGGCUCCCAGUGGAUGGUUUUCACUGUCCUUCGCAAACAGUCUUUCAGUUCCAUGGCUGCUGGUGGCAUGGGCAUAACUGCUACCUAACUAAAGGAAAAGAAAUUAAUGAAAAAAGAAAGAAACCAAUGGCUGAGCUCAGGGAAGAAACUACAGCAAAUUCAAAGUAUAUCAGAGAUCAAGGCUACAAUCUCGUGGAGAUGUGGGAGUGCCAGCGGCGCCGAAUGAAAAAAACUAACUCUGCAGUACAAUAUUUCAUGAACAGAAAGUUUCACCGACCCCUUGACCACUACCAGACCCUGGAUCAAAAUCAGAUCAUAAAAGCUAUCAGAGACGAGUCUCUCUUUGGUGUUGUCGAGUGUGACAUCACAGUACCUGACCAUCUGAAACCCAAGUUCUCCGAAAUGUGUCCAGUCUUCAAAAAUACGCAGAUAUCUAAAGAAGAUAUUCGUGAAUACAUGCAAACCUUUGCCGAGGAGCAACAUGUCAUGCCUCAACCUCGUGGAAGUCUAAUA